AUGCGAGACCUGUCCCUAGUGUCGCGACGUUUUCUGGCUUACUUGGGCUUGGCUUCAAGCUGGCGGACAGCAUUCCAAAAGGAUGCAGUGCGGAACCUGAGAGCAGUCUCGACCUCCCAGGGUGAAGGGAAGUUGUUCUCAGACUACGGCAAGUACCUUCCACCUUGGCUGUCUUCGGCCCUGAAGCAGGAAGGCUUCAACAAGAUGAAGCCAAUCCAGCAGGAGGUGAUGCCACUUGCCUUAGCCGGGCAUGACAUCAUCGCCACCGCUCCAACGGGCUCUGGCAAGACCCUUGCCUUCCUAGUGCCCGGCCUCACACAUGUGACAGAGGUGCAGCGAAGAUCCCGCAGCGACAGCCGCUGCGGCAACGGGCCCAUUGCUCUCGUCCUGGCCCCCACAAGGGAGCUGGCGAUCCAGAUUGGAUCUGUCGCAGAGAAACUGACGAAGCAAGGUGGUGCACGCAAGGAGGAGGUGUCUGUCGCUGUGAUCUACGGAGGUACGCGAAAGAUGGACCAGCUGGCAAGCCUUAGGCGAAAAGGCAACGUGCAGCUGCUGGUUGCUACGGUAGGGCGGCUGCUGGAUUUCAUGAACGAUGUCCAGGGCAUCAAUUUGCGCAGGUGCUCCUUCUUGGUUCUGGAUGAGGGGGAUCGCAUGCUGGAUGAGGGUUUCGAGGACGAGGUGGCCAUGAUUGGUGAGAAGGCGAAGAGCGACAAGCAGGUCCUCUUCUUCUCUGCUACCUGGCCACCCUCUGUGGAGCGUGCUGCGCAGCGCUUGUGCCGCGGGUCGGCGGUGCGUCGUGUGGCCUUGGAGCUGGCACACGUCCAGGACGAUGUGGUGCCCGGCGCCGACGACACAAAUGUCGCUCUGCCUCCCACAGCAAUCCAACAGAUGGUCGAGGUUUGCAAUCGACGCGCCAAACUCGACAUCCUGUUGCAUCACCUGCGAGCUGCAAACCUUCAGAAGUCGAUGCGUCAGGGAGGUGGCAAAGUCCUCGUGUUCGUUCAGACGCGUGCUGCAGCAGAAGAACUGGCAAUUCUCAUCGGCGGCGAGUUCGGCCAGACGUGUGGUGUGAUGCACGGAUUGCGUCAGCAAUCUCAGCGCGAGACGACUCUAAACCAGUUCCGAUCUGGAUAUAUUCGGGUCCUGAUCACCACAGAUGUGCUUGGGAGAGGGGUGGACAUUCCUGACGUCAGCCUCGUGUUUAUGUAUGAUUUUCCAGGCGAUAUUGAGACCUAUGUGCAUCGUGUGGGCCGCACUGGCCGCAAUGGUCAGUCAGGCCGUGCUGUGUCGCUUUUUGAGCCUCAGAACUGGAAUGCUUUCUUGGCCCGGGAACUGAUGGAGGUUCUCGAUGCCUGCCACCAGGAAGUCCCCAUGGAGCUUUGCAAAGUCGCAGAAUCUGCUGGGCGCCACAACGGUCAUGGUCAAGGCCUGCCACCUGUGGAUGAGCAAAGUCCCCCCAUGGCUAGUGACCAAGAGCUCCAUGACUGGCAUGCCUCAGGGAAACGGUGCUGGAGCUAUUCGUACAAUGGUGUUUCAGAAUCUGGCAGGAUAGAGUUUCGCAGCCAAGGGCUUCUGCGAACAAGCUGGGGCUGGGGUGACUGGAAGAUUAUGCCGGCAGGCCCCAAGAAGCACAUGGCCGUCAGCUGGAGUGGCAUCACGGAUGUUUUGGAGCUCACCACCCCUGGCUCCUUCCAGCUCGUUUUCCGUAAUGGCAGAAGCGCCAGCACAUUUAAAAAGAAGACCACGGGACAGCUUCUGCCCGACAUCGACACCUUGCAAUAG
Molecule: messenger RNA, 1782 nt
Organism: Symbiodinium necroappetens
Lineage: Eukaryota; Dinophyceae; Suessiales; Symbiodiniaceae
Source: the annotation of a GenBank genome assembly